AUGGUGGCCCCGGACCCCAUCGACGACGUCUCUACCCACCCGAUGGUUAGUGCUGCGCGCACAACGCCGUCGGCGCUGAGCAGCUACCUCCGGCGCGUUCGUCGAACCUGCGGGCUUGCGCCGCCUGUCCAGAGUGACGUGUGGCUGCGCCUUCUGUUCAACAUGCUUCCCGUCAACUCGCGCUUUGCCUACCUCCAGCGCCAGCGCCCGGACGCCAUUUGCUGCGCGUACGGCUGCGGCGCCGCCGAAUCGCAACAGCACGCGUUCUACGACUGCGAGGUCGUCCACCAAGUGUGGGCGCUCCAUGCCGGUGCCUGGCGGCGCUUUGGCGUGACGUUCUCGUGGAACACGAUUUCGGACAUUGAUGCCUUCUCGGUCAACGGUCGUGGCGAACCGCACAAGGCGGCGCUGCGCGUGCUCUGGUCGCUGCUCACGGCGUCACUGCUCCACCUCAUCUGGAAACAGCACAACGGUGUGCAGUACGAACACAAGCGCGCGAUUCCGGCCGCCGCGUGGCACGACCUGUCGUUUGUCGGGUGGAUGGCUUCCGUGCGCCACUGGCUGCGCCUUCAAGAUGCCGACUGCCCGGCGCGCGCCGCCGUCCUGGACGUUGUGCGCAUGCUCCACGGCCAGCCUGCGUACCAGCCUCUUGUCGCCAAGUACCCGCUCCUUCUGCGCCUCGGCCCGUCGCUGCGCCCGGCCUAG
Saprolegnia parasitica CBS 223.65 is the source of this 705-nucleotide messenger RNA. RefSeq lists its product as hypothetical. The record is from RefSeq and is a predicted model, not a curated record. The transcript has a single exon. NCBI's taxonomy places the organism in Eukaryota, Oomycota, Saprolegniomycetes, Saprolegniales, Saprolegniaceae. The coding region runs from base 1 to 705 and encodes 234 amino acids.